AUGAGGAUCGCGACAUUGCAAUUUGCCCCAAAGUUGGGAGAUGUUGAGGGGAACAUCAACAGAGCCAAUGAUUUGCUGAAACGGGGCAAGCAUAUCUCCCUCAAUGGACAGGCCCAUGGGAUAGGGAUCGGAGUAGAUCUUCUAGGUCCUGAUCUUCUAGUAUUGCCGGAGUUGGCUUUGACGGGGUACAACUUCCCCUCCAAGGAAGCCAUUGAACCAUAUCUAGAGCCUGCUGGCGCAGGUCCCAGCGCUACAUGGGCGCGCGACACAGCCCAGCGCCUGAAUUGCAAAGUCUGCAUCGGCUACCCGGAGAUUGAGCACAGUACCAAUGAGGGUGAAUCACCCAAAUACUACAACUCGCUUCUCGUGGUCGAUGAAGUGGGCACGGUAGUCCACAACUAUCGCAAGAGUUUCCUGUACUAUACAGAUGAGACCUGGGCCGCCGAAGGCAGUGUGGAUCUGGGAUUCCGCAAUUUGGAAUUCACGCCACACAUCGAGCCCGAGAGCAAGUCCGGUUCUGCAGCCAUGACCCCAGCAGGACUGGCUCAGCAUGAAGUACCCACCUCAUUUGGUAUCUGCAUGGACAUCAACCCUUACAAGUUCGAAGCACCCUACACAGCGUACGAGUUUGCCAACCGGGUGUUAGACUCAGGCUCACAGCUAGUUAUCUUAUCGAUGGCCUGGCUCACACUAAUGGGGAAGGAAGACAUGACCGCCCUGAAUGGGAAGCCCGAUAUGGACACGUUCAGUUACUGGUUAAACCGGUUUAUGCCCCUACUAGAGAAGAAGAUGCGGCACGCGGGGGAUAUCGACAGCCACACCGAACGCCACGGCGCAUCGACCGAUGCAGCGACCAAGAGGACCGUGAUUAUAUUUGCCAAUCGCGCCGGGGAGGAGCCGGCGGCAGAUGAUACCAAGCCACCGGCGCGGUAUGCAGGGACGAGUGCCGUCAUUGCUGUGACGCAGCGGACUCGUCCGGGGUCAGGGUCAGGGUCAGGGUCACGGGUUGCGGACCGGAUCGACGGUAGGAAAGAGGGCGAGGGUGAGAACGAGGGUGCAGUGGAGACGAAGAUCGCCUGCUGGGAUCUACUAGGCGCGGGGGAGGAAGGGAUUUGCUUUGCGGAUACUACGGCAGACCCGAAAAUGGUGUUUGGGUUACGGAAGAGGGGGGUGGGGAGGAGAGUUCUGGAGAGGACUCUGAUGGAUCGGAGUGAAAUGUGA
This is a messenger RNA of Penicillium cataractarum, 1221 nucleotides long. Its product is annotated as putative protein N-terminal asparagine amidohydrolase. The transcript has 2 exons. Gene Ontology annotation, biological process: protein catabolic process. The record is from RefSeq and is a predicted model, not a curated record. Lineage: Eukaryota; Fungi; Ascomycota; Eurotiomycetes; Eurotiales; Aspergillaceae. Bases 1 to 1221 code for a protein of 406 amino acids. Gene Ontology annotation, molecular function: protein-N-terminal glutamine amidohydrolase activity; protein-N-terminal asparagine amidohydrolase activity.